Molecule: messenger RNA, 732 nt
Organism: Rotaria socialis
Lineage: Eukaryota; Metazoa; Rotifera; Eurotatoria; Philodinida; Philodinidae
Source: the annotation of a GenBank genome assembly
AUGAAAAAACAACGCUCACAAAUGAGACAAAGCUGCAGAAAAUCAAAUAAAGAUAUUGUUCUUAUUGAGUUAGAUAUCAAAUGCAGUUGUCCACAAUCAGCAUCGAAUGAAAAUGCAGCAAUUCAAUUUACUCGCCGCUAUCUUCGAUGUCAAAGUUCGAUGUCUAUUCGUAUUCUUCGCUUAUUGAUUGAGAGAAUUCUAUUUUAUUCACCAACGACAAAAGUAUCUAUAUUUGAUUCAAAUGAUCGAUUAUUGAAAGAUUCAGAUCGUCUUCGUUCAUUAAAACGUAUUUACUCAUCAUCCCCGUCUUAUUGCAUUCCUAUUCGUUUUGCAUUGAUGAACAAUGUAACUUCGUUUGCUAAUUGUUCGUGUUUAUCACCGUCAAUCGAACUUAAUUCAUCAUCAUCAUCUUUGCCAACAAUAAUUCGACAAGAAAGCAUCGACAAAAUACUUUCAACAUGCUCAAUCAUUUCGCAAACACCUUCAUUGCCAUCUCGUGUAUUAUCGUUAUCUUCACAGAAUUUCUCUUAUUCUCAAAAUAAUACAUCAUCAAGAUUCAUCGAUUCUAAUCAAGACAUGCAAUUAAUUAAUCAAAGAAUAUCUGAAUUCGGGGACAUAAGCCUACCAUCAAUAAAAAGAAAGCAAUAUGAUGAACCAAAAAAAAUAAUUUCUGAAAUCUCAUUAGAUAUUCCGCUUGAUCUAACAAUUAAAAAACAUUGUAAUCUUCGCUAA